AGAGCCUGGUAAUCCCAAAACCUGGGGGGCUGAGGCAAAAGUAUCAAUUACUGUGAGUGGGAGGCCAGCCUGGAACAUAUAGCAAGAUCCUAUCUCAAAAAACCAAACCAAAGCAAACAUUCAUCUUAAUCUAGGGUUACAUCUGGAUAGGAACAACUCUUUAGCCUCCUGAGGAACUGUGCUUCCUACAGGCACUUAUUUCUAUGACACACUGAGGAACUCAGUGCUGUUUGCUAAAGUCCUUUUUGAGACAUCUUUUGAAUUGCUUGUUCAAGCAGUGGUUUGACUUGUUCCUUAUUUCCCACCCUAUGGACUGGACUGGAUUAGAGUGGAGGACCUGUCUGCUAUGUGUGCUAUGUGUGUGGGAAGAGGGGAAGGGCAGGCUGUUCCUCUCUGGAGGAUGCUCCUUUUAAUCACUGAGGCAAUGAGAUGUAAAGUCUUGAUGGGCCUGUAGGAUGGGAUGAUCACAGGGAACCGCCUAAUUUCUCUGCCCUUGCUGCAUUGUUCUAGCUAAGACCUGAAUUGCCCUACUCUCAUGAGCCAUCGUGUGAUCAUGGGAGAAAGUAUUCUUCUAGGGAAGGGCGGAGUUAGUAGAACUGGUGUUUGAAUCCAAGCCAUUGUACUAAGCUAGACAUGGUAUUCCUUUUUUCUCUCUUUUUUUUUUCUUUUUUUUUUUUUUAUAGGUACCGGGGAUCGAACUCACGACCGCCUGCUUGCAAGGCAGGUGCUUAUGCCACUGAGCUAAAUCCCCAGCCCUAGACAUGGUAUUCCUAAUGCAAUCCUCUCACUUCGGUUUCUCAGAUUGUUAAAAUUACAGGCAUGCACCAUCUGAUGCUGUUGUUGUUUUUGUACUGGGAAUUGAACUCGGGUCCUUGUGCUUGCCAGGCUGGCACUAUGCCACUGAGCUAUAUCCCAGCCCUGAUGAGCAUCUUGAUGAUCCAUGUCAGGUCAGCUUCCCUGCAGCAGAUCCUAAUCCAGGAUCUUUAGCUCCAUAGGUGUGAGAGAAGACAACGAGAGGAACCUUAGCAGGCCCAGCUGUGGGAAGUGUACGCUGCUGUGAAGGAUGCUGGCAGAGCCAGUACCAGCUGCCCCGGGGCAAGAGCAGCUCGGAGCUGUCAAGCUGGAGGAGGAGGAGGCUGCUGGCCUCAGAGGCAUCAGGCGGCCAAGGCCUGAGGUGGCUCACCAGCUGUUCAGAUGCUUCCAGUAUAAGGAGGACAUGGGGCCACGGGCAUCCCUGAGCCGUCUGCGGGAACUCUGUGGUCACUGGCUGCAGCCGGCUCUACACACCAAGGAGCAGAUCCUGGAGCUACUGGUGCUGGAGCAGUUUCUGAGUGUGUUGCCCCAGCACCUGCUGGGCCGCCUACAGGGGCAGCCACUCCGGGAUGGAGAGGAGGUGGUGCUGCUGCUGGAGGGUGUGCCCGGGGACACCAGCCAUGCAGGGCCACUGGAUUUUAGUUUCAGUGCCAGCAAGAAUUGUCCCCAUACAGACAUCAUCUUGGAGGAACAGAGGGGCCCUUGCCAGGUUGCCAGCUACAGUCCCAAAAAGGAAGAGCCCCCAGCCCUGCUGCCAUUGAAUGAAGAAGUGCCCCCAUCUCAGCCAUGGCCUGCCAGACCUGCUGAGCCCACAGAGUGGACACCUACCCCCAGUUCCCGGCAGCCACUGAGCCCAGGACCCCAGGGGACACUCCAGAUUCUGCAAGAAAGCACCCUCCAAGGCCCCUCAUUGUGGCCUGAGGAGUAUUCCCGUGAUCAGGAGCUGGCUGCUGUGCUGGAGUCCCUAACCUUUGAGGAUGUUCCAGCUAAGAAGACCUGGCCUGUGCACUCUAAAGGAUUUGAAAGCAGAACUCCAGACAAGGAGGAAUUUAAAUUGGAAGAGCCCCAAAAGGCUGCAUGGCCGACUGCCAUCUCAGCAGAGUCCCAGGUGAACAUCACUGAUUUGGCAAAAGAGCCUUUUGCUCAGACAGCAGGGCAGGAGGCAAAGAACACUAGUGAAGGAGCAAUCCCGCUUGACAGCAGUGAGAUUUUGGAGCUCACAGUGAUGGAGAACACCUCUGAGUCAGGCACCAAAACGCAGUUUAUCUGCACGGACUGUGGAGUGACCUUCCCACAGCUCUCCCGCCUGAAGAAGCACCAGCUGAACUCGCACCCAGGCUCACGCUCCUUCCUGUGCCUGUGCUGUGGAAAGAGCUUCGGUCGGAGCUCCAUCCUCAAACUGCACAUGCGCACACACACAGACGAGCGCCCUCACGCCUGCCACCUCUGCAACCACCGCUUCCGCCAGAGCUCCCAUCUGGCCAAGCACCUGCUCACACAUUCCUCGGAGCCCGCCUUCCUGUGUGCAGAGUGCGGCCGCGGCUUCCAGCGGCGCUCCAGCCUCGUGCAUCACCUCCUGUCUCAUGCCCAGGACCUGAAGUCCACGCCUACCCCAGAGGCUGAGGCCAAAGUGGCCGAGACCAAAGUGGCCGAGGUCUUGUGUACCCACUGUGGGCAGACCUUUCAGCGCCGCUCCAGCCUGAAACGUCAUCUGCGCAUCCAUGCCAGGGACAAGGAUCACGGGGGCGCAGAAAGUACACGUGGCCAUCAACCUGGUCGUGAGCGCAGGCCCCAUGCCUGUGGCGAUUGCGGAAAGGCAUUCCGGCGCCAUGAGCACCUAGUGACGCACCGGCGCGUGCACACGGGCGAGCGGCCCUUCUCCUGCCAGGCCUGUGGCCGCCGCUUCACCCAAAGCGCCCAGCUGGCCAGCCACCAACGUGUGCACACUGGGGAGAAACCGCACUCCUGCCCGCAAUGCGGGAAGCGCUUCCAGCGGCGCGCCGGCCUUGCCCGCCACUUGCUGAUCCACGGCAGCCUGCGGCCCCACCACUGUGCCCAGUGUGGCAAGAGCUUCACUCAGACCCAGGAUCUCGCCCGCCACCUGCGCAGCCACACUGGGGAGAAGCCCUGCCGUUGCGGCGAGUGCGGAGAAUGCUUCAGCCAGAGCGCACACCUCACACGCCACCAGCGCAUCCACACAGGGGAGAAGCCCCACGCCUGCGACACCUGCGGCCAUCGUUUCCGCAACAGCUCCAACCUGGCCCGCCACCUCCGCAGCCACACUGGAGAGCGGCCAUAUAGCUGCCCGACUUGCGGCCGCAGCUUCAGGAGAAAUGCCCACCUGCAGCGACACCUGGUCACCCAUGCAGCGCGGGCACAAGAGGGGGAGGCACCCCAGGAGUGUCAUGAGUGCGGUAAGACCUUUAGCCGCAGCUGCAACUUGCUCCGCCACCUCCUGGUGCACACGGGGGCCAGGCCCUACUCCUGUGCGCAGUGCGGCCGAGGCUUCAGCCGCAACUCGCACCUGCUGCGCCAUCUGCGGACCCACGCGCGCGAGACACUGUACUAAUGGUUGCUGCGGCCCCGGCACCCCAGCUCCAGGUGUCCCUUCCAAGAUGUCCCGGUCACACCUCCCUUUCUCUAGCUCCUCUCUGUCUGUUCCCCCCACCCCAUCCACACUUUUUUGCCUGGUCUCAAGGAAUGCAUUUCAAAUGCCCGAAGUAAA
Messenger RNA from Cavia porcellus (domestic guinea pig), 3538 nucleotides. RefSeq names its product zinc finger and SCAN domain containing 10 (gene Zscan10). The coding region runs from base 1064 to 3382 and encodes 772 amino acids. The record is from RefSeq and is a predicted model, not a curated record. NCBI's taxonomy places the organism in Eukaryota, Metazoa, Chordata, Mammalia, Rodentia, Caviidae. The transcript has 5 exons.